Drosophila yakuba is the source of this 5462-nucleotide messenger RNA. RefSeq names its product ankyrin repeat and BTB/POZ domain-containing protein 2. Gene Ontology annotation, molecular function: protein heterodimerization activity. The coding region runs from base 526 to 5199 and encodes 1557 amino acids. NCBI's taxonomy places the organism in Eukaryota, Metazoa, Arthropoda, Insecta, Diptera, Drosophilidae. The record is from RefSeq and is a predicted model, not a curated record. The transcript is spliced from 7 exons.
AUUCAGUCGAGCUUCAGUACCAGACGGGAGCGAACGGUUUUUGAUAGUCGGCGGGUCCGGAUUUCGGGCACACAGCUUUGGAUGCGAAGUUUCGGCCGCGGAUGGAUGAACACCAAAAAGCUAGGACAGUUUAUAAUUUGCAUAAUUACCAUUGUUACCAGUGCGACAGUGAAAUGGAAAACAUGAUUCUGGCAGAAGAAGAAGCUAACUGUGCUCAAAGAAGUUUUUUAAAAUAUUAAAAACCAUUGAAAUGUAGAGAAUAACAUAGUUUUGUGCUGAAGAAAAAGCAGAUGUGCUUAAGAAACCCCGAUUGUGACGCAUAAGUGAACAAGAUAAAUGUUUCUGCUACCGAAAACCAUCUCAAGAUAUUUCGAGAAUUAUUAAUAUUUCCGUUAAAAGAAAUUUGUAAAUAUAACAUGCAAAUAAUAUAAUAUAAUCCCUUAAAAUAAUGCAAUAAGUUAGCCCAAAAGGGGUAAUUCUCUGUGAAAGUAUCUGAAAUGAAACCAAAGCGAAACUAAAAGCAGCAUGUAUUGCACCAAAGAUUGCACCUGCAGCCUGUGCCGCGAGUUACGAGGAUACAAGCCCAGUGGCAAGAAGGUGGCUCCUUCACCGCCCACAUUGUUCAGCAGGAUGCUGAACGACAACUUCAUCCUGCGACGCCGCGGCAUCUCCCUUAAGAACUUCCAGCCACAAUCGCUGAGGAACAGCGAAAUGCUGGCCCAGCAGAUGCCGGUGCCACGCCCCCCGCAGACGCCCUCGCCCACGCCCAUCGAGGAGCUGCCGGACUGGGCGACGGAGGAUUCGCCGCGGACGAAGAAGCCCAACCACAAAGUGGUCAUCUACUUCGGCGACUCCAUCCACCGCGGUGGCCAGCAAUCGCCGCUGCCCUCGCCCAAGGAACUCCACUCGCAGCUGCUGCAAGAGAUGUCCCAGAAACUGAAGACCGGCGUGGCGGAGGAGGCCCAACCGGCAGUGGAAAAGGGGAAGAAGGUGCAGCAGGUGCAGCAGGUGGAGGGGAAACCGGAGACUGGCCCGCCAGCGAAUGACGAACUGCCGCCCUACAUUGAGAGCGUGCAGAACGGCGUAAUUAAUAUCAGAAUUGAAGGCAAUUACCGGCGAGCCAGUGCGCUGGUGGAAACGGUGGCAAAGCCCACUCUGGCCGUGGUGGGUCCAACGAAAUCCGAGUCCGAUGCAGCCGUCGGUGAUAAUAACGAUGGUAAUGAGGAUGAUGAUUGCGACGACCCUGGCCAAGAUGAGGCGGAGACAGACUCGUGCGACUGGAGCUACGUCCAGGAGUGGCGGAGGGCGGCGAAACGACCCACUGGCAACUUGCCACCCAACUUUGGCCAGCACCAGCCUCCCAGCCAAGUGACAGGCCUGCCCCCAGUGCCCCCGCCACAGAUGCAGUCGCCCCACCAGGUGCAGAGCCAGCUACCCCCCUCGCAGAACCCGCUGUCGUCUCAGAAAGGAUUGUCGUUGGCCAUGGCCACUCCGGCUCCCAGAGUGUUCAAGGAGCUGGCCCAGCAGCCGAGCAAGGGGCUGCCCCUCAAGAUGGUGGCCUCAUCCUCGUCCUGCAGUGGCGGACAGGCGAACUCGUCCUGCAAGAUGCCGUCACCACUGGCCGCCUCAAAGGCGCUGAUUCCACAGAGGGCAGUGGCUGGACCGGCGCGACUCACGGUCCAGAGUACGCCCGUUAAGUCGCAGCCACCGCAACUGAGUGGGAGUCUGAGCCAGAGCCAGAGCCAAAGCCAGGGCCAGAGCCAGGUCUCGCCUAGCAGACAUACUUUGGGCAUACCCACCACAGCCGGAAAUCCCACGCCGCCCAGGAUUCAUCAGCAUGACCAGUUCCGUGCGCUGCAGCGGGUGCAGGAGUGCCACAGUUCUUCGGACGAGAACCGCAGCUCCGGACACGCCAGCAUGUCGGAUACCGGUGGCCACAGCUCCUCGCCCGCGGGGGGCAUGACCUUGGGUCCGUUGCCCGAGGAUCGCCUGGCGGCGGGAGUCACCAACAGGAGCACCCGAUCGCGUCGGCAGCGUGGAAUCAUGCCAGGCGGAAAAGCUCCGUGGAGCGGCACCGGACUGGAGGACAUCAAGCUGGCCAUGCUCACACUGCGCUCCCAAACCAGCAGCAGCACCUACAGCAGCCUGAGCGCCGGAUCGGAGAGCUCUGAGCCCGCUCGUCGCCUGGGCAGAUACUCUUCGCUGGAGACGGUGGUGACCAGCACCAGUGCUGACGAGUUCGUGUGGGUGGACUCGCACAACCGGCUAGUGGAGCUGCAGCAUCCGCCGUGGAGCCAGCAGUGCAUCCUGAAGGUCCUGAGGAACGGACGAUGCCAACAGCAGGCUGAGCACCUGGCCGUAGAGGCGGUUUCCCGCCUCGGCUAUCUGCUGCAGCGGGCGCUGGUGAGGAUCGCCCGCGAGAUCCAACGAUUCUCGGCCGGAGUGGGUCUCUGCUCCAAGCAGGAGGUGGUCGGAGCCCUGCGGGUGGUGCUCAGCUCCUCGCUGGCGGACUCCUGCACGAAGGCGUGCCUCAGGUCCGCCGCCAUGUUUGCGGUUCCCGGAGAGAGCGCCCUGAAGCAGAGCAAGUCCGCACGGGCGGGCCUCCAAUUGUCCGUGGGGCGCUUCUAUCGCUGGAUGACGGACGCCAGGCUGGGCAAAUUCAUCCACGAGUACGCCGCCGUGUAUCUGUGCGCCGGUAUCGAGAAUCUGCUGGAGGAGAUUGCCCUCCAGUGCAACGGGAGCACGGCGGCCGCUUUGGAUCAAAGUAUUGCCAGUUCCGGGGAUGUGUGGGGACUGCUUCAGCCUUUCGCCCAUCUAAACGCGGGAAGAGUGGCCAGUGGCGCCUUGGCUCUGCCCAGAUGGGCCAACUCCUUGGAUCAAGUUAUUGCCAGCUCCGGUGACUUUCGAGGUCAUCUAGCCACCUGUGUGGGCAGCAUAAGGGAGCUGAAGGAGAAGGCCCUUCGCACCCAGCAGGAGUUCCAGUUGGCCGCCGCCCUGUCCGGAUCCGCUCUGGCGGCCCUCUUCUACUUCAUGCGCUGCUCGCAGCUGGAGCACACGGAACUUCUCGCCGCCUCGGGCUGCCAUUCUGGGCAGGCUCAAGCUGCUCCAGGCGGAGGAACCUCCUCCGCGGGCCACCACGUCCAGGAGUUGUGCUACGAGCGGGCCUACGUGGUGCUUCCUCCACUGGCCGAGUGGUUGAGGGUGGCUGCAGCCCACGCCGAGCACCGGAAUGCCAUGAUGAUUGACAAGGAUGACGUGAUGCAGGCCGCCAGAUUGCUCCUUCCCGGAGUGGACUGUCCCAUAAGGCCGGUGGCACACGACGAGGAGCUGCCCACCAAGAAGACUCACUUCAACACUGCACCCACUGUCAGCUCCACGGGCACGGGAACGGGCAGCAGCAGCUGCAGUUCCCCGGUGGUCAGUGGGAUUGGCAUCGGAAUCGGAGAGGACACCUCUGAGCUAGGCAGGCGAGCCACCAUUGGAGUGGCGUUCAAGCUACUGCUGACUGGUAGGGCGGAAUUGUUGGCCCAGGCGGCACAGCUACUGCCGCCCACCACGCGGUACGACACCCAGAACAGCGCUGGGCUGACCGCUCUGAUGAUCGCCAGCAUCCGAAAUGAUGAAGUGGCACUGCACGCUCUCCUGGACGCGGGAUGCGAUCCGAAUGUAGAGGUGCCCCCUGCGGGAAGCGCCGGCUACCCGGCUAUCCAGCCGGACACCCAGCACUGGACUGCUCUGAGCUUCGCCGCCAGCAGGGCCAACUACGUGGCGCUGAGGAUCCUUCUGGAAAGGGGCGGUAAGGUGGAGGGCGGGGCCAGGAGCAGCGAGGAGAAGUGCACCCUGACCCCCCUGCAGUUGGCAGCCGGCACUGGCAACCUGGAGAUCGUGGCAUUGCUGCUGGCCCACGGUGGCAAUGCCUUUCUGUCCACGCAGCAGAAGGAUUCACUGUGCUUCGCAGGAUCCGCGCAGAAGGGUUGCUUCUGCGCCAUUUCAGUGGCUGCUGCCCACGGACACCGAUCGUGCCUCCGCAAGCUGCUCACCCACCCCGUUUCUCCUGGAACGAGGGAUGUACUCUCGCUGGAGGAGAUGCUGGCCGAGGGCGAUGUGGGCGGAGUAAGGGGAGCAAGUGGUCCCGGAGGAGCCGGAGGACCAAACAGUGCCAGUGCCAGUGGAAACAUCGAGGACAUUCUGCCGCUGCUCAACAAGACGCAGAUCAAGCGACUCCAGGAGGCCAUGUACCACAGUGCCGAGAAUAAUCAUUUGGAUAUAACCAUUGAGCUGCGGAAACUGGGGGUUCCAUGGACCCUCCAUUGCUGGAUGCACGCCCUGUCGGCGGCCCACGACUUGCGACUGGACGCGGUCAUAGACCAGUUGCUCCAAGACUUCCUGCAAGUGUGUCCCGACGACUACAGUGCCCAGUUCGUGAGCGAGUGCCUCCCGCUGCUGUUCAACAUUUUCCGGAACAAGAACGAGGGCACCACCCUCCUCCUGGCGGACAUCUUUGCCACCUGUUUCGGCUGGGAGACAUUGCCUCCGGUGAAGGAACAACCGCCGAUGCAGCCCGUCCAGGGCUCCCGCAUCGAUCCCAAGUUCGUUAACAAUCCGGAACUAAGCGACGUGACCUUCAGAGUGGAGGGCAAGAUCUUCUACGGACACAAGAUCGUCCUGGUCACCGCAUCGCCUCGCUUCCAAAGCAUGCUGAGCUCCAAACUGAGCGAGGGCAGUUCCACGCCCACGGUGCAGAUCAACGACAUACGCUACCACAUCUUCCAGCUGGUGAUGCAGUUCCUCUACUGCGGCGGCUGCAGCUCCUUGGACGUGGCCCACGGCGAUGUGCUGGAGCUGAUGGCGGCGGCAAGCUUCUUCCAGCUGGAGGGACUGCUGCGCUACACGGAGGCACGCUGCUCGGAAAUGGUCGAUGUGGACAAUGUGGUGGCGAUGUACAUUCACGCCAAGGUCUACAAUGCCAAUCGGCUGCUGGAGUUCUGCCAGUGCUUCCUGCUCCAGAAUAUGGUGGCCCUGCUCACCUACGACGACUCCGUGAAGCGUCUCCUGUUCGCCAAGAAGAUCCCCAACCACGACGUGCUCGCCGGACUGCUGCAGACGCUUCAGAAUCGCCUGAAGGCCCGCAAGCCCAACUCGGGUGGUGGUCUGGUCAACUCCUACCGAUCGCCCCCGGUCACGCCCGUGAAAAAGUGAAGGAGCUCUGCUCCCACUUGCUUGACGGAAUCGAAUUCUUAUUUAUUGCAUUGUUUUUAAUUUAAUCUCUGAGCUCUUAUGUAUUAUAAUAGUGCCCCUGCCCGCCCCGACGUCCUUGCCCCCUUCCUAGUUGUAUUUUUGUAUUUUCAAGUUGUUCAGCGCACUGUUAACCUUUACGAACCCCAGGAUGGCCGAGCAGGCGGUCCUCUAGCUAUUAUUGGUAGUUGAAAUUGUUUCUGCAUUAAAUGAAGGAAGUAAAAUUA